Molecule: messenger RNA, 1102 nt
Organism: Cherax quadricarinatus
Lineage: Eukaryota; Metazoa; Arthropoda; Malacostraca; Decapoda; Parastacidae
Source: RefSeq, a predicted model, not a curated record
CAAUUAUUUCUUUUCUAGAGUAAAACUUGUAAAUUGUCAACGUUGGUAAAUUAUUAUUGGGUGAUGAACGGAGCCGGGUACCACUGAGACCUAGAACCCUGCAUGGUAGCCUCAGCUGGCUGAGUGCUUCACCUGGCUGCCUCUCACCACCUGCCUCUCCUCAUCACCCACGCUGUCACGACGAUUGGUCACCGAGGUGGAACAUGUCUCUUCCUGCGUUGAAUUUCAACACCAAGAAGCGAAGACAACAAAUAAAGAACAUUCCGUGAAGAUCUCAAAAAAAAAAAAAGAACUUGGGCAGGUUGCUCAAUUCAUGCAUAAAACAGUAUCCUCUCAUACAGAUGUUACAGUGUUUGUUCAUUAAGUAAAGUGCUAGAAUUGGAGUGUAAAAAUAGGUAUUUGUGAGGUUGAAAGAGUAUAAAACACGAGCAGGAUGUCCUGGGACCUUGUUCAUAAAGGUUUAGAACUGUUUGACACAGAUCUAGCAGAAAAUAGUAGUUGGAAGGCUGAUGGCAGUGCCAAGCCAAUGAAUGUCAGCACUAACCGUCACGGAAUCAAAAAAGCGGCCAAGCAGAAGCAGAAGGCUCAGGCAAGGAGGAGAGAAGUUAAAGCACAACUUAUUCAGAAACAGGUCACAAAUGCCAUUGCUGAGUAUGAGAAAUAUGCAAAAAUUGAUUGCACAAAUGAUAAUAUUAAGCUAUUGAAAAAGAUUGACAGAAAGAAAGCACCCAACCAAUACAUUGAACAGGUUGUAAAUCAUCACGCUAAGGAGCUGGAGAGAAAAGGUGGUGUUCGAGAUUUUGACCAUCAGAAGAAAGGCAAAAAACGUGAUAUGGAAGAAACAUCUGUAUUCACUGAUGAAGAUUUUGAGAAGAUGAACAAAGAGUGGCUGCGUCUCUACUAAAUUUUGACUUCAUGCUCCAAUAGAAUCAACAAAUUUGCUGAUCCAGUGCUUGAAAAUGGUUGGCACGAUUGAUGGAUAAGGAGACAAAAGUUCCCAUACUGUGGAUAUUAAAAAUGCCCUAAAUGUGUGAUUGCAGAAGUUAGUGAAGUAAAAACUGGGAGAUUUGCAUAACUGCUCGCAGAAAAUGUCAGACUUGAG